AUGGGAAUAAAUUGUCGUCAUCAAAGAUAUUGUCGAUCAGUGGUUUUUUUGCUCGCUGUAACAGCUGCUAUAUUUUUCUUUUCUACCGUUAUUUUGGCAAUACUUUUGAAGCUAAAAUGCAACGAAGAACCGGUAAUAACAAAUACAGUAAUUCAAUGUAACGAUUCAUCAACUUCAUCAUCAAGUAAAGAAGUUCCGUUAAAAUGGCCAGAGCCAAGCGGAAGUUUACACGCACGUUAUAAACGAGCCGCUAUUGCAACUGAUAAUGGCAUAUGCAGUGGAAUUGGAAGAGAUAUACUUAUGCUUGGUGGUAAUGCGAUAGAUGCGACCGUGGCGGCAUUGGUAUGCAUUGGUGUUGUAAAUCCUCAAAGUUCUGGUUUAGGUGGUGGAUUUCUUAUGACUAUAUACAAUAGCACUUCAAAUCAAUGUAUAGUUGUUAACGCACGUGAAACAGCACCAGCAAUAGCAAAUGAAACAAUGUUCGAUGAUUCACCGGAAGAUGCUUUAAAAGGAUACCGAGCUAUUGCAACACCAUCCGAAUUACACGGAUUAUGGACGGUAUUUUCACUUUUUGGAAGUGGUAAAGUAUCGUGGUAUAGAUUAUUUCAACCAUCCAUUGAAUUAGCCUUAGAAGGUUUUCCGGUUUCGGCGGCUUUAGCACAAGAACUUGCUAAAAUAGAAGAAACGAUAUUGACCGAACCAUCACUCAAGAAAGUAUUUGUGAAUCCAAAAACUAGAAAGGUUUAUGAAGAGGGUGAUAUCAUUACGAGGGAUCAUUUGGGCGCUACUUUACAGCACAUUGCAAAUAGCUCUGAUCCAUUGCAACUUUUUUACCGCGGUGGCAUUGCGCAAACAAUUGCUGCUGAAAUUGAAGAACGUGGUGGUUAUAUAUCCACGGAUGACUUAAGUAAUUACAAAACAAAAUUAAAUGAAAGUCCAAUUAUCACUGAACAUUUCCUUGGUGAUUAUGCAAUGUGUGGACCGCCACCACCAAGUUCAGCUGCUAUCACCCAAAGUAUCAUAUCAAUUAUGGCUGAAUUUUAUGAUGGAAAAAAUGAAUUCGAUAAAGAUGAUCCAUUAUUCUAUCAUCGCUUAAUUGAAGUGCAAAAGUUUGCUUAUGCUCAAAGGACAAAACUUGGUGAUGCUGCAUUUGUACCGGAAGCUCUGCAAAUUGCAGAAGAGAUAAUUAAAAAUUCUUAUGUGAAGCAUAUCAAAUCUCUUGUGAAGAAUACAUCUCAGCCAUUGGAUGCAUAUGGAACUGAUCUAUUUCAACAGAUGGAUGAUCACGGCACAUCACAUGUAUCAGCGAUCGAUCGGACUAGUAAUAUCGCAGUAUCAUGCACCAGUACUGUUAAUCGCAUACUGGGAUCACUGCGCAUCUCACCAACGCUUGGAAUUGUUUGGAAUGAUGAAAUGGAUGAUUUCUCGAUUCCUAAACAAUCAAAUUCUUUUGGAUUUCCGUCUUCACCGGCAAACUAUAUUAGACCCGGAAAAAGACCGUUAAGCAGCAUGUCACCUAUGAUUAUUUACAAUAAGAAUACAGGAAAGGUGAAAAUGGUCAUUGGUGCUUCUGGUGGUUCGUAUAUUAUUUCAGCGAUAGCACAAACUGUUAUACGUACUCUUAUUUUUAAUGAAACGAUUAAAGAAGCUGUUGAUUCGCCACGUUUUCAUAAUCAAUUUUUGCCCCCAGAGACUUUAUACGAAGCUUCGAUACCUCAGGAAAUUAUAACGAAUCUGGCUAAUGAACGAAAUCAAAAUAUGACAAAAAUUUCAAAAUUAAAAAGUGUUGUACAAGCAUUUGUAGUAAAUACGGAUGAUUACAUUUAUGGAAAUAGCGAUUUUCGACGGGAAACAGGAAGUUUUCCGGCUGGAUUUUAA
Messenger RNA from Brugia malayi, 1878 nucleotides. Its product is annotated as Small heat shock protein OV25-1, putative. The record is from RefSeq and is a predicted model, not a curated record. Gene Ontology annotation, cellular component: plasma membrane. The transcript has 14 exons. Bases 1 to 1878 code for a protein of 625 amino acids. Gene Ontology annotation, molecular function: glutathione gamma-glutamate hydrolase. NCBI's taxonomy places the organism in Eukaryota, Metazoa, Nematoda, Chromadorea, Rhabditida, Onchocercidae. Gene Ontology annotation, biological process: glutathione catabolic process.